GGCGGCGCCGGAGCGAACACCGAGCCGGCCAGCAGCAGCCGCGGCGGCGCCUCAGGGACGAGCGCCCAGGGUCGGCCUGGGGUUCUGGCAGCUGGCAAGGACCCCCACCCCGGAGUGAAAGAUGCCUGAGCAGAGUAAUGACUACCGCGUGGUGGUGUUCGGCGCAGGUGGUGUGGGCAAGAGCUCGCUGGUGCUGCGCUUCGUGAAGGGCACAUUCCGAGACACCUACAUCCCCACCAUUGAGGACACCUACCGGCAGGUGAUCAGCUGCGACAAGAGUGUGUGCACAUUGCAGAUCACCGACACCACAGGCAGCCACCAGUUCCCAGCUAUGCAGCGGCUGUCCAUCUCCAAGGGCCACGCCUUCAUCCUGGUCUUCUCUGUCACCAGCAAGCAGUCGCUGGAGGAGCUGGGGCCCAUCUACCAGCUCAUCGUGCAGAUCAAGGGCAGCGUGGAGGACAUCCCCGUCAUGCUGGUGGGCAACAAGUGUGACGAGACACAGCGGGAGGUGGACACCCGUGAGGCCCAGGCCGUGGCCCAGGAAUGGAAGUGCGCCUUCAUGGAGACAUCAGCCAAGAUGAACUACAACGUCAAGGAGCUCUUUCAGGAGCUGCUCACGCUGGAAACACGCCGCAACAUGAGUCUCAACAUCGAUGGCAAGCACUCCAGCAAACAGAAGAGGACAGACGGCAUCAAGGGCAAAUGCGUCCUCAUGUGAGCCCUGGACGCCCCGCAGCUGCCAGUCCCGGCCCCUGGCCCAACCCCAUGCCUCCCCCAACGCCGCCCUGCAGCCAGCGCUGCCAUCCCCUCUCUCACCUCUUUUACUUUUCUGACAUCCAACAUCCCCACUGGGGACACAGAGGCCCCUUCUAGCCCGCGGCAGGUCUGAGGCUCCAAUCCAGCUCUGUCACAUCCUUCCACCCUGUCCCUCUGUUCCACCCUUCUGUCUGUACCCCCCAAGGCCAAGUGCUGGAGGUGGUCCCCUUGAUCUGCACAUGGGAAAAUAGGGAAGCUGCCUGUCCCCUUGGGGACCGAGGAUGCUGGGUUUUCCCCACCUUUGCCCACCUCCAUGUCAACCCGGACCCCCAUCUCUGUCCCUUUGCCUUGGGUGCCCCCAGCCAGACCUGUGCCAUCCCCACCCAUUAGGUCACUGUGACCUAGCUGGGGAGGAGGGAGUUGAAAUGCACAUGGACCUCAGAUUUUGUUUUCUCCUAUUUGGUGUUUAACAUACACACUGCCCACCCACUUCCAUCCCUCAUGAUCUCUGGCCUGUGCUCCCUGCCUGGGGCCCCAGAUCACCCCUCUCGCUUCUGUCCCCACAGCUUGGGGUAAGGGGGCAUUGCGGGAUGGACCUCAGGCUGCCAGGCAAUAACCACAGGGCCCACAGCAGCACCCCACCAGUCCAGAACCCUACUCCUCACCCAGCCUGGGCCUGGCAUGCAGGCAGGGGAGGCCCAGGACCAGCCAAUGGUCACAGCACAAUUUUGAGGACUGCUUAGCAUGAAUGUGGGGAGCCUUCCUGGAGACGGCUCGCAGACAGAGAUUGUCACAGUGCAUCAUCAGCAAGCCCUGGGCAGGGGCUGAGGUGUUGGGAGGGGGUACCUGGGGCCUCCUCCAGAGACAGGUGACUGGAAUCACCAUCAGCAGAAUCUGGGGGGCUCAAGGCAGAGCCCUGUCCAGCCUACUCACCACCUGCACCCAGAGAGGGGGUUCCCCAAAAAGGCGUGUAUCCUAGAGUUGGGAUGUCUCUGCCACCAUGAGAUUCUGAGGUUUUGUGAGAGUGUCUAGAUAACUCUACAUUCGUGGAGCCCCACGGGGCUGUGUCUGGCAAUGAAGUUGACUUGUAGGCCUGGAGUGGGGGGUGACCAUGGGAUGGUGUAUUUGUGCAAGUUGCUCUUCAGGGGCCGAUGGUUUGUGUGUAAGAUUGUGUCUGUGUGUGCACCUGUGUGUGUGGCUAUCACUGGGGUGGUAUGUGCGUGUGACAGUCUGUGUAUGUAUGGGGUACAUGUUUGGGUGGGUAGUGUGGUUGUCAACAGGACUGGAUAUUUGGAUGUACCAACAUGAGUGUGACUCUAAGUGGCUGUGUUUUUGGGAACAGGUAACGUGAUUUAUCAGACACCAUCUGUGAACCUGUGUGUUCUCACUGUGUGAGGAACACUAAGCCUGUUUGACUCUGUAGCAAGGUGGCUCUUGGAUCAAAUGACCACAAACUCAGCAACUUGGAACUACACACAUUUGUUAUCUCCUAGUUUCUGUGGGCCAGGAACCUGAGCACGGCUAAGCUGGCUUCUCUGCUCAGGGUCUCACAAGGCUGCAGAAACAGUAUUGCCUGGGCUGUGGUCUCAUCUGAAGGCCUGACUGGGGAAGGACCCGCUUCCCAGUUUGAAUGGUUGUCGGCAGCACUCAGUCCUCUGCAGUUGCUGGACGAGGGCCUCAGUUGCUCACUAGCUGUCACCGGGAGCUGCCCUCUGCUCCCUGUCCCAUGGGCCUCUCCCCAGGGCAGCUCGAAGCAUUGGGUGUGAGGAAGCUGUGUGUGUAUGUGCUUGUGUGUGCUUGUGCAUACUGAGACUGAACUGUGCAUGUGAGAGAGAGAGAGAGAGGCCAUGUGGCUGUCCAGUCAUGUGGCCGUGUGGAACUGUAGGUAGGUAAGAGGGACUCUUUGUGUUCAACUUGGUGACAGUGUGUUUGUUUUUCUUUUUGUUUAUGACUGUUCACAAAUGUUUAUGGGGCUCAUGAUGAGAGAGAAGGAGUGUGUGUGUGUGUGUGUGUGUGUGUGUGUGUGUGUGUGUGAGAGAGAGAGAAAGAGAGAGAGCCCUGCCCAGCCACUGGGCACAUGGAUGGGCCCACAAAAGAUCUGGUAGCAUCCUAUCUAAGCACAGCUGAGCCCCCUUAUCCUGUAGAGGAUCUAGGGCCCACCAGCAGCUGGUGUUGCCCCUUCGCCCACUCUGGGAGUGGUUCCUGGGCUUUGAAGGUGCUGGAGAGGGUGGGGCUGGGCAGGGGUCUGUGGCCCUUUCUCAGGGACAUACCCUGAUAGCACAAUCUCCCUGGGGUCCUGCCCCUCCAGGCCUCUCCCACCUCUGGCCCUGCCCCGACCCUGGGGACAGAGGGAUUCUGCAGUAGGAGGGGCCAGAGCCUGCCUUGGCUGCUGGCCUGUCCUGCCUGGGGAUCCCUGGGUCUGGGGACCAUGCCAGGCCAUGCUUGCUGUGAUUCCACCCCUACCCUUUCUCCCCCUGCAUGUGGGUGCCCCCCACUCCUCACUGUGGGGUCUGUGUAGUGUUCACUCUAGAAAUAGUCUUCCUGCAAUAAAGAAAUGGAUCCUAUA
Molecule: messenger RNA, 3322 nt
Organism: Hipposideros armiger (great roundleaf bat)
Lineage: Eukaryota; Metazoa; Chordata; Mammalia; Chiroptera; Hipposideridae
Gene: DIRAS1
Product: DIRAS family GTPase 1
Exons: 2
Coding region: 122-718 (198 amino acids)
Biological process (GO): signal transduction
Cellular component (GO): membrane
Molecular function (GO): GTPase activity; GTP binding
Source: RefSeq, a predicted model, not a curated record